UUAAAAAUUGUCUCACAAGACAUAUGUGUUUAGUAUUGCUCUGAAAAUCUUUCGAGAGAUUCAAUACAACGUCUCUGAUCUACCAGUGCUUCAUAUAUUUAGUUGAAUUGUUUCCCGUUUUAUUGUUUAGUAUCACAUGUGAAAAAUACCGGUGAUGGAACCGUUCAAUUUAUAUCCAUCAUUGUUAGCAUCGACACCAUUGUUGCGAUCCCUACAUCACCAUCAGUUUAUAUGCCGCCAAGCAGUGCAAGACAGUCCACUGGAUCUGUCCAUGUCAUUAGCGUCGGCAUCUCCAACCUCUGCAUCAUCGUUGUCAUCGUCGUCAUCACUGUCCAACUCAUCGCAAAAUGAAAAUCAAAAGCCAUCGCCAAUAAACCAUUUAAUACUUGAUUUGUCUGCAAAAUCUAAGUCAUCGUUAUCGCCAUCUAAUUCAAUAUUACACAAUAAGAUUAAUAGCUUAAAAUCUAAACUUCUUGCCGCCAAAAGCAACGGCAACCACGAUAUACCUAUAAAUUUCAACUCAUCCGCAACUACCGAACCAAUCAUUAAAUCUCCCGUAACCACAGUUAUGGUUAAGAAACCACGGGAGAGGACAAUGUUGCCGUGCGAAUACUGCGGUAAAGCUUUUGACAGACCAUCUCUUUUAAGGAGACAUCUAAGGACACACACCGGUGAAAAGCCUCAUGUUUGCGAUGUUUGUGGCAAAGGGUUCAGCACAUCCAGCUCUUUGAAUACACACAGACGGAUACAUUCAGGAGAAAAACCACAUCAAUGUCCAAUUUGUGGCAAACGUUUUACUGCCAGCUCUAACCUUUAUUAUCAUCGUAUGACACAUAAUAAGGUGAAACCACACGCCUGUCAGCUCUGUAGCAAAAGUUUUCCAACUCCGGGUGAUUUGAAAAGUCAUAUGUAUGUUCACAACGGCUCCUGGCCUUUCAAAUGUAAAAUAUGUAAUCGCGGUUUCAGCAAACAGACUAACCUUAGAAAUCAUAUGUACUUACAUUCCGGCGAUCGACCGCAUGAGUGCGAGAUUUGCCAAAAGAGGUUUGCAUUGGCCUGUAAUCUGAGGGCUCACCUCAAGACACACGAAGAGCCCCAAAACGAGAAGUGUUUGCGCUGUUCGCGGGAAUUCCCGACGGCCACCGGUCUCGUGACCUUUGGAUGCUGUCAUGAGUGCUAUCAUAAUAGUCACGGAAUACCACUUUUGAGAAGAAAAAGUUAA
This is a messenger RNA of Oppia nitens, 1222 nucleotides long. Its product is annotated as putative zinc finger protein 735. Lineage: Eukaryota; Metazoa; Arthropoda; Arachnida; Sarcoptiformes; Oppiidae. The record is from RefSeq and is a predicted model, not a curated record. The coding region runs from base 155 to 1222 and encodes 355 amino acids. The transcript is spliced from 9 exons. Gene Ontology annotation, cellular component: nucleus.